UUAUCGAUAAGGCAUCGUUUUUAGGACGUGUCGUGCCCCCCGCUUAGUAGAGUCCGUAGCGCGAUCAGUUGGCCCCAAGCGCUCGCGCUGAGUGCGUGUCGACGUCUGCGCACGCGUUCGUUCACCCCCAGCUCGAUCGUCAGCUGUCAAAUUUGACGUUUCGUAAUCGGGGAGAAUCCACGAUUACUAAGUAAUCAAAGUACAUUUAAACCUAGUAACCGAAGACACUGCUCUAACAAGAAUUCCGACUUGCGUAAAAAUGUUUUGACGUGCCCGCUUGUGUUGUGUUAGUGAUGAUUUCUGAUUGUAUCGAGUGCUGUGUUUUGUGUAAACUAGUUUCGAAGAUUCGUCGUUGUUAUGCUGUUAUCAUGUAAUGUCGUUCGACGCUGAUAUGUCUAUAAUUAGCGACCUACGAUGGCUGCAGGACGAGGAGUUGUUUGCUCUUUCGUUGCAAAACGAGAUCGAAGCGGCGGAGGCGUGCAAAUGGCUACGAGCCGCCGGUUUCCCUCAGUACGCGCAGAUGUAUGAAGACCUUCAGUUUCCCAUCGACGUGUCGGGGGUACAGAACGACCAUCCGUUCCUGGACGCGGAUUCCUUGCAGUCCCUCUUCAGGCGGCUGACUGCACUCAACCGAUGCGCCAACAUGAAGCUAGAGCACCAUCACCAUCAGAAGAGAUCGAACGAUUCUGACGAUGACCAAUGCGCGCUGAGCGACAAAUGGCAGUACGAGAGGAAGUCACGGCGGUGGUCGCGAGUCGUCGAGAUCACACCGCAGGCGCAGCGGAGAUUACAGGUGAUUGCCGCAAGAGCGAUAGCAGAGAGAGAAGCAAGAGAAGCGAGAGGGGAAGAAGAAGACGAUGAGGACGACACUCUUCCCACUAUCAGAGUGGGACUGGUUGACGCUGAUGGGCACUACACAGAUGUUGAACCUGACUUACUAACAGUACCAGGCCAACCAAUGAUACAGUUACCAAGUGACAAGGAGGAUGAAGAAGAAAAUGGCACUAGAUUUAGAAGAACCGGCUCAGAACGACUCCGGGACGGCGCGAAAGCCUUGCUCAGACGUGUAGAAUCCCUCAAAACUAGAAGAAGAAAACGGCAAAACAGAACCGAAGUCAUUGUCUCCUCUCCCCACUUUUUAGAUACACAAACAGAUCGAUAUCCAGAUUUAAAUUACAUUGACAUGACUCCCACAACUCCUACAGCGUUUCCUUUUCCAGAUUUUGCUAGUUCUCCUUUACAUGCUCCAGCAAUUCGAACUCAACCUCCUUCACCUAUGACCAUCAUGCCACCAUCACCCAUCGCUCCGCUGGAGCAGUCCUUUGUUUUAAAUCAUCCAUUUGGAGACGAUAGCUCUAGUUAUGCCUCAGACGGAAGUAUGGGGUCGAGUAAUAAGAGUUCUAAGUCAAAAUUAGGAAAGGCGAAGCGCAUUUUCCACAGAGGGAUCAAGAAUGAUGACUCCAGUGCACUGAGUGACUCGGAAUGCCAACCGGCCAGCUGGAGGCAUAAUUAUUAUAGAGAUCAUAAUACUCAUCACAAUACUGAGGUGUACGUGGAACCUCCGUCACCAAUAGAACUAAAGCCAGACCCUGCGGUGCUGAAGGAGGUCCAGAAGUCCCCUGGACACACAACGCAUAGACGACAGGCUAUUCGCACCAGCUCACUAAACCUGGGGAAAGACGUACAGAAAUUUAGAGACAGAAGCUUGAAGCGAGACAAGUCAGCAUCGAGGAGUUCUGAACUCGAGGGCAGUCCCAAUUCUGCGGGGUCACGGUCCCAUGACGGCGACCAGGAUGACGAUGAUGACAGCGUUGACAUGAAGUCGAAAAAAAAUAACAUUCAGAGGUGGUAUUCAUUCCGGACGACUACGCUAAACGGUGGUCCAAAAGCCCACAAUACCCUGCAGCCAGUAACCAAUCAAAAGGACCCAGAAGCCUAUUUGUCUCGACCUAUGUCAUCUCUAUCCUGCGGGCAGCUGCACAUCUUGCGAAAACUGGCGCUGCUUCGACUCACCGCCUGUAUGGAGCGGUACUGCCCUUCACACAAGUCCGGUUGGAACUGGGAACUACCAAAGCUAAUUAGAAAAAUCAAAACUCCUGAUUAUAAAGAUAAAACCGUAUUCGGCGUGCCCCUUACUGUGUCGCUGCAGAGGACAGGCCAUUCUUUGCCGAAGCCCAUACAGUGCGCUCUCAAUUGGUUGAAAAACAACGCCCUCGACCAGAUGGGUAUCUUCCGGAAAGCCGGGGUCAAGUCUAGAAUAGCGAAGUUACGCACAUUAGUAGAAAGCGCAGGGGCCGUGAACGCCGCCUUCGCUAUUGAAAACAUGAACACAGUGGACCCUCACCAGUCGAGCCUAAACUUCGACGGCGCCCAAGCCCACGACGUGGCCGAUAUGGUGAAACAGUACUUCAGAGAGUUGCCUGAUGCGCUGCUGACGAAUAAGCUUAGUGAAACGUUCAUUGCGAUAUUUCAACACGUGCCGGAACCUCUCAGGCCUGACGCUGUACAGUGCGCAUUACUCUUGCUGCCUGAAGAACACUUGGAGGCAUUGCAGUCACUCCUCAUAUUCCUUGCCGAGGUUGCAGAACAUUCGGCGGUGAACCAGAUGACAGCGUCUAACUUGGCCGUAUGUUUGGCCCCCACGCUGCUAAGGCUUCAUCACGCACCGCCUCAGACUGGUAGCACGAAGGAAGGAAAUUCAAAUCGAAUGGUGAUAGAAAGUGUGGCCGAUCAGCGUCAAAUCAGCGAAAGUCGCGCAGCUCACGCAUGUCUCCUGCUACUCAUCCAGAAGCACCAGCAGCUGUUUUUGGCGCCAGCGGACAUGCUGGCGCGGUGCAAGUUCAACUAUUUCGAGGAGAGUGUGCCUGUUGCGCUAGAAGAAUUAGGAGCAGAUUUCAACCAAGACUGGAAAGGUUUUCAACAAGCCUGCAUCAAAGCUUUACUAAAAGAAGCCAAAGAAAAAACGAGAGGAUGGAUGUCGGUGUCCGGGGCAGCGCCUCACGUGGAGUUGUGCUGCAAAAAGGUCGGCGAUGGCCACCCUCUGCGGCUGUGGAGGGCUACCACGGACGUGGAGGCUCCGCCGCAGGAGGUUAUGCAGAGAAUUCUCCGCGAACGUCACAUCUGGGAUGACUCGUUAGUGAAGUGGCGGGUCGCCGAGAAGCUCGGCACUAACGCAGAGGUGUUCCAGUUCAUAACUGCCUCGAGUAUCAACCUGCCUCCAAGAGAUUACUGUGUUUUGAGAUCCUGGCAGCAAGGCGGCGGUGGCGGAGGUUGGUGCGCGGUGGCCGAGACCUCGGUCGCGCACGGCAACCAGCCCACCGACGGCUCUCGCGGCGUGGUGCUCGCGUCGCGCUACCUCGCACAGCCGGCCGGCAAGGGCCGCAGCCGACUGGUACAUCUGGCCAGGGUUGACACUAUGGGGCGGACUCCAGAAUGGUACAACAAAUGCUAUGGUCACAUAUGUGCGCUAUAUUUGGCACGAAUUCGGGCCUCGUUCAAGCACAACACCGAAGGACCAGAGUCGAAUGUAUGAUCCAAGCAUUCCACUUAAGCCGGCAAUGUAGCGCCAGCUUAAGUUUGACGUGAAGGGACGUCAGUGUGUACAUAGCCUUAUUUUAAAGGCAUAAUUUUAAACUUCGGGGAAUUCCUAGAAACAAUGCAUACCCGUGCAUCAUGAGAUGUCUCAAUGUAGUUAAUACAUCAUAGUUCUUAAGCACAAGGGAAUUACUUAAUAAGAAUAUUGAGGAUGAAAAAUUGUUAUUACUCAUUACUGAAGGGACUUUUCUUGUAAUUGUUGUAAGAAAAUGACUUGGCAGUAUAAAUGCGAUGUUACUUUAGAGAAACCCAGGUGUUCUAUGAACCUACAAAUUAAUUAAUAAGAUUGAAUAACCAUUGUUACGCUCGAAAACGUAAAACCGAGCGUUUUCAUGUGAUGAUUAUUGAAGUAAAAUAAUUAGCACAUUAACUAUAGAAAGAUAUUUUAAUAUCAGUUGACUAAACUACCCCCCGCGUUCGAUUUCAGCUGCCUCUAAAUGCAGCUGAGCUGCAUUAAACUGAUUAUUUAAAUAUUUUAAAUAUGUAGUAGUGCACAUCAUAAUGCAAAAUUCCCCAGCCGUAACACCAUUUAAAAUGUAGCAUGUUCAUGCUUUCCUAAAUUAUAUUUAUAUAAUAAUGUAGGUUUCCGUUUCCUGUUCCAUGACACCUAUACCUGCAAUGAAUAUUAUUCCUUUUACCCAACAUACCUAAACAAAUAUAUAGCAUGUUACAUUAUCAAGUUGGCAUUAACAGAAACAUAUGCGUCUACAAUGUAUGUUGUUAAAAUAUACCUAAAGACCUUUAACUUAUUUGACCGUGGGAGACGGUGUUUCAUGUAUUUGACAUUGUUAUUGGAAGUUAUUUAACUAAGCCAAAACGUACGUGUAUGUUAUAUACUUACUUGAUGUGGUGUACAAAUUAUUCAAAAGUUUUAACAUGAAUAUCUGGAGAUAUUCUAUCUAUAAUCAUAAGAUUAAAAUGUGUAAAUAUUAAGUAAGUAUAUAGAAAAGAAACCUGGGCGUCUUCUCAUUCUGAGACUGUUUCAUAAAUCUGAAGUUUUUCUUAAGAAAUACGAAGACGACUCAAGCCCGUAGCUCCUAACAUUGUUUUCUAUGCUAUGAUCGUUGAUAUUCAUGUGUGUUUUUUGUAAAUUUGUGCGAGUGACCAAAAUUAUAUUAGUCUUCUAAAUGUGUCUGGGUAUAAUGCAUAAUAAACAUCCCAACUAACAUUAGGCGCUAAAUUUAAGGGUUAGAAGAGAUUUAUAUAAACGCCUAUUUACUCUUUAGGUGUUGUUAGUACUCUAAAAAUAGGAGUUAUAGCCGGCUAUAACCCCGUUUUAACCCCGGAUUGGGCACAAAUUUUAUCACCAUAAGAUUUAUAACAGUGCUACAGUAGGGUUAGCGGAUAAAAAAAGAGAUAUAAGAGCGGUAUAGUGGAGCUACAAUAGUGUUAAUUAAUUCUUUAGGAGCUAUAUGGGUUGCAUAUAGGUGACUACAAACUGUUGUAGUAGAAGAGCGCUAAAUUAGUGCUGUAAUAGCGUUGAUUAACAACUUAGGAUUUAAAAGGGUGCCAAAUAAGCGACUACUAACUGUUUGAGUAGUAGUGUAGAGCUAUAUAGAAGAUACUUUCAGCUUUAGAUGAUAUUAGCAUUUAAAGUCAAUAUAUGUAACACUCAAGAAGGUAAUUGCACAUUUUUUCCUUAUUCCUGCCUGCUUUGGUUGCAGAUGUUUCCAUUUUGUAUUAUUAUUUGUAAGCUUGCACUGUGACAGCUUGAAGUGAAAUGUAAUGGCGGAUAAAUAAAAGCAAAUAAUUAUUUUAGUUCACUGAUGCCGGUGUUAUCUGCGGAUUUAUGAUGGCGAAAUUAAUUACACUGUCAAUAACUAUAUGUAUUACUAACAAAAUUUUAAAGGGCCUCUGAUCCUUUGCAUAUUUAUCUGAAUAUAAUAUUUUUUAAAUUGUGGUCCACCGUAUUUAAUUUUCGCAAAAUUACACAAUAUACGUGAAAUCCGAUUUUAAAUACAACAAUACUAACAUUAUGUCUAUAUUGAGUAAAAGUAUCGAUUUUUAUUAAGUAUUUACGUUCUAAUUAAUAGUUUUUGUUUUGCUUAUUGAUUCAUCGGUCAUAUAUUAUUAACAUGGCGCUACAGGCUUAGGUUGUAAGUAAGACUCUAAUAACACUAUAAGAUCUACUAAGGUAUUGAAUAACGCCCGUCUGCGACUACAUGAUCUAUAAAAGUGACUCAUAACUUCUCUUUUCGACUGUAAGUGAGACAAUAGAGUUAAGAAGCGUUUGCGGGUAACGGAGCUAUAAAAGAGUUUUUAUCGCCUGUUUAGAACCUUAAGUGAAAAUUGCAGCUGCUUAUUACUCAUAUAGAUGUUAAGGUGGUAGAAUUCACUUUGAGCUAUAACACUAGCUGCUUAAGACCCAUUAUAGCCACCAAAACGGCUACUGUGGAUCUUAAAGCUAUACAUGGACCUCUUAAAGACCUUGAUGUCACCAGAGCCUGUAAGCUUAGAGUAUAUAGCUAUUCUACAGCCGUUAUAUGUCUUUAGGUGAUAGAAUAAGUGCUAAGUGUCGCCUAAUUGUUUGUUGGGAUAGAUGUAAGAUGAAUGUUCAAUACCUAUAUACCUCCAUAUUCAAUAUUGUUUUGCCCUAGUUAAAUUCCCUAGUAAAGGGACCUACCAAAAAGCCUGAAAUAUAUUUAAUAAAAUUAGUUUAUCUGUAAUUAGUUAGUUAUAUUUUAAAUUACCAUCGUGAUGUUAGUUUCCCCAUGGUGCAUACAAUAUUAAUUAAAUAUUUUAAAGUAUUGAAAUCGACAAUCUCAAAUACUUGCGGAUCACUUUACCAAUACCUUCGUGUUAAAAUGUUGUUGUUACAUAUCACUAGUCAUAUAUAUAUAAAUAAAUAACAAUAAAUAUAUGAAUUUUAAACACAUAAUAACUGUACCUGUCCUGUGUUCAGGAAUAGUAUUAAAUUGUAUUUAUGAUAUAUUCAUUAAUAACUAAUAUAAUAUAUAAACAAAUAUUGAAUCCUUUAUUAUAUUUAUGGGUAAACUAUAAAAUGAAUAAUCGUCAAUGUGAAUAUUUAAAAAAGAAUAAAUGUCGGUUGACCUUUUUAUAUGUAAAAAGUCUGAAUAUAAUUGUAUAUAAUUCGUUAGUAUAUUUAGGUACAUUUCAUCACAAUUAUCUUAAUGAGAGUAUUUUAGAAAAACAAAUUUUCAGCACAAGUUUUAUUAAACCGAAUCCUUAGGCGAAAAAAAAGGAUAUUGUUUAAUACAUGUCAUAUUAAACUAUCAAAUGUUUAGAGGUAGUAUAAUAGUAAAAAGUUGUAUUAUGUGUUUCAUAAAAUGUGUUUUAAAAUUUAAUGACUAAUUUCAUUUGCAUUUCAUAAUGCAAAAAAAAAACAGCUAUUUCCGCUAUACCUAAGAUUACCGUAAAGUGGCCAGUAUUGUACAUUUUGAUUAGAUUUUUAAUUGUAUUACCUAAUAUCAAUUGACGUACCUACCUAAUAAAUACAAUUUUGAACUAAUAUUAUGAAACACACCAUAUUUUUCUUUACUUUCCUUCGGAAAAUAAAUUCAAACCAAAAAGUCACAUUAUGAAGAUACUUAUAGAAUAAAUAAUAUAAACAUAUAGAUUAGAAUAUUUGUAAAUAUAUAUUUACAUAGAAUAAUGGAUCUUUAAUUACCUAGGUAACGUUGUAAUCUCAAUUUUAAAGGGGGUCUAGUCACAUUCUUACUACAUGUAUUUCAGUAUACGCGGAGACUUUGAAGUUGUGUUAGUAGGACUGUGGGAAUUGCCCUUCACAUUACUAUAAAUUAGUUACCUGCCAAAAACACAGUAAGUUUGUCGAUACAUGUUGGCAGACAUUGCAAAAUAUUGUCACAAAAUGAUUAUUGUAUAUUUCAAACUCUGGAAAGUAUUUGACAAUAUCGGAAAAAUCACCACUAGUUUUCAGAUAUUAAAAUAAAACUAUUAAAACUAUAAUUAUACAAUGUAAAUUAUUAUAACUUAUGAUCAAAAUAACGUACCAAGCUCUAAACUACAUUAUAUGUGAUCGCCUAUGUACUUAUUUGUACAGUCAGAAUGAAAUAUCAGCAAAUAAAGAACUUGAACUUGAAAUAGAUGUGAUAGCCAAAGAGGCCAAAUAUGUUGCAAACCAUACUUAUUCCUAUGGUAACAAAGUUGUAUUGUAAUAUGUUUGACAACUUUAGCUAUACUAUGUAUCUUAAGGUACUUAAAUAACAGUAAACAUAUAAUUUGUACAUUUUCGGGUAGUUAUAACAUUUAUUGAUUAACCAACCAAAUACAAAACCACCUGGAUCUGUCACUGAACGACCUGACUUUAACCUACAUUAUUUGAUCAUAUAAUGUUUUCAUCUACCCUUAACCGGUUUAAAAAGCCAUUUGAGGGUAGAUUUUGUUUACUCUUUUAAAUACCAAAAGAUACAGACUAUAAGUUCAUCCAUGCUAUGCUGCAUUGCAUUGUUUAUUUUGAACAAAUAAAUAGAUUUUUUGCAAUCAAUAAAAUAGUUCAUUCCUACUCACUAAAAAUACCAAUUUUAAAAGUCGGACUACUUUUUUAUGUAUCAUGUUUAGUAAUAAAUACAUUCAGAUUCACCAUCAAUAUUAUGCCGUAGGCGAGUUGCAUUUAUACAUUCACAUGCAACAUAUAAAUAGCAAAUAAGUUAUUGAAAUAUUCACCGUUAAUACUCCAAAAUGUCUGUUAUAUUAAUGUGUAAAAUAAUUAUACCUUAUUGCAUUGUGAUUUUAUUCUAUAUGAAAUAUAUGGACCAUUACUGUGAAA
This is a messenger RNA of Cydia fagiglandana, 8341 nucleotides long. RefSeq names its product rho GTPase-activating protein 7 (gene cv-c). The transcript is spliced from 20 exons. The coding region runs from base 374 to 3532 and encodes 1052 amino acids. The record is from RefSeq and is a predicted model, not a curated record. NCBI's taxonomy places the organism in Eukaryota, Metazoa, Arthropoda, Insecta, Lepidoptera, Tortricidae. Gene Ontology annotation, molecular function: lipid binding; GTPase activator activity. Gene Ontology annotation, biological process: regulation of Rho protein signal transduction; signal transduction; actin cytoskeleton organization.